This is a messenger RNA of Heterocephalus glaber (naked mole-rat), 1679 nucleotides long. Its product is annotated as protein PBDC1. Gene Ontology annotation, cellular component: cytoplasm. NCBI's taxonomy places the organism in Eukaryota, Metazoa, Chordata, Mammalia, Rodentia, Bathyergidae. The record is from RefSeq and is a predicted model, not a curated record.
CUGGGAGGGUGAGGCGGGACCAGUGACUACCUCCGGGGCAAAGACGGCUCGCGCAGGCGCAGAUGGACGAACACGACUCCUCCUGUCCUGUCGGUUUUCCAAUAUGAACCGCGCGAAACAAUAACUUCCGGGAAGGUGUAGCCGCACUUCCCUGGCUGCAGCAUGGACGGUACCAGUGGAAUGGAAGAACCGGUUUCCGCGGAGGUGGUGUCGGUGGCACAGGCUCUUUCUCUCCCAGCAGAGUCUUUUGGCAACGACCCGGAUGUUGAGAUGGCUUGGGCCAUGAGAGCAAUGCAGCAUGCUGAAGUCUAUUACAAGCUGAUUUCAUCAGUUGACCCACAGUUCCUGAAACUCACCAAAGUGGAUGAUCAAAUCUACUCUGAAUUCCGGGAACAUUUUGAGAAACUCAAGAUAGAUGUAUUGGACCCAGAAGAACUCAAAUCAGAAUCAGCUAAAGAGAAGUGGAGGCCAUUCUGCUUGAAGUUUGAUGGGAGUGUAGAAGACUUUAACUAUGGUACUUUGCUGCGACUGGAUUGUUCUCAGGGCUACACAGAGGAAAAUACUAUCUUUGCUCCCAGGAUACAAUUUUAUGCCAUUGAAAUUGCUCGGAACCGAGAAGGCUAUAACAAAGCAGUUUAUAUCAGUGUUCAGGACAAAGGAGGAGCGAAAGGAGCCACUGAAGGAGAGGCUGGAGGAAAGAAUGGAGCUGACAGUGGAGGAGAAGAAGAGAAAGUAGAGAAAGGAGCAGAUAGUAGAGGAGAAAAAGAGGAGGGAGUCAUUAGAGAAGGAGAAAAAGAAAACUGACAAAGGAGAAAAACAGAAAGAAAAUGACACGUCAACCAAAGCUGUGAAGCAUCUGUGUAAGGUAGACAGGGAGUAGCACUCUGGAGGCUGCGACUCAAAUGAGCGUAUGGGUAGCACGGUGCUACUUGCCCAGACCCCUUUGGUUAAAUGUAUGUCUUUGUCAGUUGAAGGACUCUCUAAGGACAUCUGCCUAGCCUAAGAAUCAUGAGCUGGUUGUUCCCUUCUAUGAACAGACUUAAAGACUAUUAGUGGCAUUUUAGUGAAUUGUUUCUUGACUCUCAACUGCUGGCCAAAUGAGAAGUUUUAUAAAGAAAUUCCUCUUAGUUCUUAUGACCAUCUGUAUAUGUGACUUCUAAAACAUAUUUGAAGUUAUUAGACAGUUCAGAUGUUUUUCAGGUUUAUAAUCUCUCCACCAUGUUUUAUGUAAAACGAUUGAUGCAUGUUUCUUAACUCUUGUCACUGUUUGUUGUAGUGAAGUUUUCUUAACCUUUGAAGUUGUACCUGAUCCUAGGACUAGAAGUCUUCAUAUAAAAAUUGAUUGUUGCUCUUAGAAUGACUGUAGCUCUCUAAUUUCCUUUACUAUAUCUGAAAAAAUCUCGAUAAGUACUCUAUAGGGAGCAGUAGUCUGAACCUGUCAAACUAGUGAGGGCAGCCCUGCUCAUAGUAGAGGAACAAGACCUGGCUCUCUUUCAGUUUUUCCCUUCUGAUAGCUGGGUUGUUCUCUGAAAGCUAGCAAAUAAUAAUAGCAUGGUAAAAUACAGUCUGAUAGUGUUUCCUGUUUUAUAAUGGUAUGGAUAAAAAUGUAUAUAUUUAUAUAGUAACAACAUUUUUGAAUAUUGUGUCAGACUCCAAAAAUAAAUAUUGGUUUUAUAUGA